Molecule: messenger RNA, 2184 nt
Organism: Perkinsus marinus ATCC 50983
Lineage: Eukaryota; Perkinsozoa; Perkinsida; Perkinsidae
Exons: 17
Coding region: 1-2118 (705 amino acids)
Source: RefSeq, a predicted model, not a curated record
AUGGGAUGUGGCUUUUCCAAAUAUCGGUACCACACCGCCGCCGCAUCAACAGAAUCACCCCAUCAAAUCAGACAGGAUCGAGCGAUCCACGUAAUCACCGGGGAGGAUGACCCACACCGGCCCUCGCCAAGUGCUGAUCGAGCAGCCAUCGAGGGCAGUCAAGCGGAUAGCAGAAAGAGACGGCAAUUUCUAUACGAAAUGACUGUCCAAGAGUUCAUCCAAGCGUUGUCGACUUCUGAAAGUGCUGACAAAGAAAGACUAGCCCGAUGGUUCAAACUUCUCAAAGAUGGCGACUUCACCUAUUCCUACAACGGAGAUCCCAACGGCUUCCGAUCACUGCUCGCUCGCAUUGGUGCCCCCCCUCGGUUUCGCGCAUUGUGCUGGCGAGCUGUGAUGGGUUGGCGAGAACAACUCAGACCAGGGACUUACGAGAAGCUAUGCACUGGUCUACGUGGCGAUAAGGUGGCCUGGUCCUCCACUUUGGAGCCGACUUCGGGAAAGCUCCUGCAUACACCCCCUUCGAAAUCAGCCCGUCAGAAAGCAGCAACAGAUGAGGGACUAGAUUCACCAUCGAACAAUCGGCAGUCAUCAGAUCAACAGCCUAGCCCGAGUGUGGCCAGUAGUCACACCAGACUUGCUGUAUACCCCUCAAUCGCUGCCGAACUCCAUCGAGAUCUCCGCCGGACCUUCCCUGGAUCUGACUAUUUCAAUAAGGACAGCAACCUGGACGCGCUCGGUCGGGUUAUCUACACCUUCGCAGCAAGUAACUCCUACGUUGGCUACUGUCAAGGAAUGAACUUCGUCAGCGGUAUGUUACUGCAAGUGACUCAUUCAGAGGAUGAUACCUUCUGGCUACUGUGCCUGCUCAUGCACAGACACAAUCUAGCUCCGCUCUUCACCGUUGAUAAGGCACUAUUAUCCUUACUGAAAUACACAUUUACUCGACUUUUAGAAACGCAGCUCCCCCAUCUGAACAAUGAAGCCGAGGGCAUCAUUAUUGAUGUAACAGAUAUGUACGCUACGAAGUGGUUCAUGACACUGUUCGCUUACAGUUUACCUCUCACCACUGUCUUGAGGCUCUGGGAUUACUUAUUCGCGUCUAGUCCGCCACUACCACCGCAUCUCGGCUUCCCGAGGAGUUUGCUGCUACUGUCCCUCGCCAUUAUGUCGCUUUCCUCUAAGAGGUUCCUCAAGGAGAAGACUUUCUCUGGAAUACAUCGGGUUCUCAACGACAUAGGAGGAACCUCGUCCAACUCAGCGGGUGGUCACGACAUCUACGAUGAAUUUCGUGACGCUUUCUCCCCUCCGGCGACUACCAGGAAAAAGAAGCUCCUCCAAGUACACAGGUACACUCUGGGAUCUUCCGGCUGGGGCACUGCCUUGUGUGACAUUUCUCCUCCUGUUCCUCGGGGAGGAGUUGCAACGAGAUCUUCAUUGGUUUAUCGCGGCCUCGAUCCCGAGAUUAUCGUUCGCCAUGCAUUACUGCUAGACGCUAAGAUCCCUCAGAGCACACUGGAAGACCUUCGGAAAGAAUGGGCCGCAGAAUGCCCGAAUUUGGAGGCUAUCAUAAAGCAAGGAGACCAGGCCGCUGAAAAUCAGUCAAUUGCUGAGGUUGUCAAUCUGGACAUCCUGGACAGUCUCUCAUCGCCUAAUGAAAGUGACGAUGUUGCUGGAAAAAGCCCCACGGAGUCACGUGUAUGGGAGCCCGUUCGUGAUGGCCGAGGUUUUGUUAAUUCCGAGCAGCAGUAUACAGCCUUAUUAUCACUAGCAGAUCUCCCUAAGGGAAGACCCCCAGAUGAUCACCCUAGCCCGCUGGAGCCCCAAGAUGCCCAACGACCGUCAGGUUCUCCGCCCUACCUCACCAAGCGCGCGGCUCGGCAGAAGCAUGAACUACAGCUUCCUAUAUCAUUGCUGGAUGAUCAAAUUUUCCGGUCAAAGUCAGUUGAAUCUCAUGCUGAUCGCGGUCGGGCGGCCGACCGAGACUUGCUUGCUGGCUUGGAUCGGUCCCGCAGUGCUGGCCCUACCCUAAGGCAUCGAAGACCCUACCAUAGUAGACUCAAACGAAGCUUCAGUGGAACUGAUUACUCGUAUUGGCGACCUCAUCCACCGGUCUCCUAGACGACAAAGUGAAAUGUCUCAGCACAGUUUACAUACUAUUGCCUCGUUCAUUAUCCAUGACCAUUA